Messenger RNA from Paraglomus occultum, 1022 nucleotides. The record is from the annotation of a GenBank genome assembly. NCBI's taxonomy places the organism in Eukaryota, Fungi, Glomeromycota, Glomeromycetes, Paraglomerales, Paraglomeraceae.
GCGGAUUCUUUAUAGCUGUUUUUGAAAAAACAGGGCCAAUAACUGAUGUGACAACGAAGAGUGAUGAUAAAUAUAUAGAGAAUGAAGAGGAAACUCUAUCUCUUUCGAGGGAGCCAUCCGCUCCAGAGGAUAUGUCAGCUGCUCCAGAAGAAAUCGAAAACGAUGAUUAUGAAGCUUUUGAAAUUGGAGAAAGUGACUUAAUUAGUUCAACCGAUAUAACUGACUCGAAUGAUCCAGCCGAUAUAACUGACUCGAAUGAUCCAGCCGAGAUACCUGAUGUGGAAGGCGAGGCACUACCACAGAAACGGGUUAAUGCUGAUAGUAGCGACGUUCACAAUAAACGACUAAAGGUCGAUACUAUUCUGACGUCCAGGCAAUCUGAAAAAUCAACAAGUCAAAAUGAUGGCAAGGGACAAAAGAGAGGGAAAUCUGGCAUCUCAUAUGAAGAACAGUUUAUCUUUCUUGAGUCUGACAACGAAGAUCUUUCCGUUAUUAAAUCGUUGCUGACGUCCCCUGACGCGUCUCGAUUGCGAGUAAUCAACACCGGUCUACGUGUAUUUACAAAGCAAGAUGUUCCGGAAGAGGUUAAAUGUAGUUAUAGAUUGCAUUCUGAAGGAGUAGCAGUGAUUGCUCCCUGGAUGGAAGGAGAAAAAAGGGUUGUAAGAGGAGAAAUGGAAGACUUGGUUGUAUUGUUAAGUGAACAGACACCCCGUUUUGAAAAGUUUAGAGACGAGAUGAAAGAAAAGCUUUUGGCUAUAGCUCCGUUACAAGCAUCGACUUCAACCGUUCCUUUACCUCCGAUUAUUCUUCCAAUAUGGCGCGGUAGAUCCUCAUUGAAUUUGUUGUACAAGAAGGAAGAAAGACAUGCACUGGAACUUAGAAUUCAAAAUUAUAUGGGAAAACCAAUUGGAAGUAAGGAUAAAAAAAAGGUCCAUGAUCAAAAUUCAUCGACAGAAUGCAAAGAACUAGAGCGUAACAAUACUGCUGACGAGCAAGUGAAAAAAGACAUUGUUGAACCAUGA